GUGGAAUGGGAAGGGCUGGCCGGCGGGGAGGAGCCUCCUGGUCCGUGGCCGCUUUAGGGCUGGGAAGUGCUAAAGGUGCUGGGAGGUGCCAGGUUUAAAACGUGUGGAGCUGGGAAGUGAAGCAGGACAGGACCAGAGAGGCUGAAGAAGCUGACACUCGCCAAACCCCGGAGAAGUCUACAGGUGUGCGCUGAAGCAAGCACUGCUUAAGAGGAGACCACAGGACGUGGAGGUAGACGAGGGACGUGUCUCAAUUGCCACCAGCACUAUGAAUGGAGAUUCAGCUAUCUCAGUCAAUGGCACUGGAACACUUCAAACUCCCAGGGUCCUGAAGACCAUACCUAAGACUGUCCCUCCUGAAUCCAGGAUGGAAUUUCCUGUAACUUCCCAUGAUGGGGAGAUGCAUCCACAACAGAGAGGCUCCAUUGCUGGGGUGUACUUGGAGGCUUCUGCCCAGACCCUGAGCCUCUAUGAAGCCAUACAGCAAGGCCUUCUUCCAGCCAAUGUGGGACUGGCUCUUCUUGAAGCCCAGGCAGCCACUGGAGGCCUCAUUGACCCCACUCAGAGUCAACUGCUCUCUGUGUCUGAAGCAGUGAGGCAGGGGCUGAUUGGCCUUGAGCUAAAGGAGAAGCUGCUCACGGCUGAGCGAGCCCUCACUGGCUAUCCUGACCCCUAUGGACCAGGGAAGCUGUCCCUCUUCCAAGCUCUCCACAAGGAAGUUGUGGCCAGAAAUUCAGGCCUGAGCUGGCUGGAAGCCCAGCUGGCCACAGGUGGCAUAAUUGAUCCUGCAAAAGGAAGUCGUGUCUCACUAGAACUUGCCUACCAGAAGGGCCUCCUGGAUGAGGAAACAGGCCACAGACUAUCUGACCCCACAUCUGAUGGCCCCCGGACCUUCUUUGACCCCAACACACAGGAACCACUUACCUACCAAGAGCUUAGGAACAGGUGUAUGCUGAGCCCUGGCACAGGACUACUUCUGCUCCCACUGAAGAUCACUUUCCCGGCUCUGGGAGGGAUGGUAAGCAGUGAACAGCUCCUGGAAGCUGGCAUCCUGCCCAGGAAAGUAUUUGAGGACCUGAGGAAAGGAAGACUGCUAGUAUCUGAGGUGAGGGCCCAGGAAGAAGUGCAGCGUUACUUGGAAGGAACAGGCAGUGUGGUUGGGGUCCUCUUGAUAUCUACAGGCCAGAAGAAGACCAUCUACCAGGCCCUGAUAGAGCAUCUCCUUCCCCCUGGCACUGCACUUGCCCUCCUUCAGGCACAGGCUGCUACUUGUUCGCUCAUGGAUCCUGCCAAUGAAAAGAAGCUGGGACUGGAUGAAGCUAUUAAGGUUGGACUUGUGGGACCUGAGUUCCGGGAGAAACUCUUGAUAGCAGAGCGGGCAGUGACUGGGUACCCAGAUCCCUUCAGCAAGAAUCUCAUCCCCCUCUUUCAAGCCAUGAGGAAGGGGCUUGUGCAGAAGGAAUUGGCCCUACGGCUUCUAGAGGUUCAGCUAGCCACAGGGGGGAUUAUUGACCCUGCUAGGAAACACCGGCUUCCUCUGGAGACUGCUUUUCAAUGGAACUGUCUAGACAAGGAGACACUUGCCAGUCUCUCCCAACCUACUGGCUUCUUUGAUCCCAACACCCAGGAGAACCUCACCUAUGAGCAGUUGCUAGUCUGCUGCGUCACUGAUCCAGCCACUGGCUCCCUUUUCCUGCCCCUCUUUGGGGAAGAUCACAGGGGACAUUCAGAAGGGUGCUGGUUCAUUGACCAUGCUACCCAAGAGGGACUGAGGAAGGCCACAACAGUUGCUACAUCAGGGAAGUUCAAAGGACAAAAGGUAUCUCUUUGGAAGCUGCUCUUCUCAGAUGCCAUCCCAACAGAGCAGAGAGCUGCCCUAGCUCAUCAGUACAAGGAGGGAGCACUCUCAGCAAAGAUGCUGGCGUCCCAGCUCAUUGCCACCAUAGAUCAGGCUGCUGCUACUUCCCGUGUCACCUUCAAAGGCCUAAGGGAUCCUGUGACCCCAGGGGAGCUUCUCAAGUCAGAGAUCAUUAAUCAGGACCUGUAUGAGAAGUUGGAACAAGGACAGACAACAGCACAGGAUGUGGGGGACCUUGACACUGUCAGGAAGUACCUGCAAGGGACAGGGUGCAUCAGUGGCCUGCUCCUGCCCGACUCCCAGGAAAAGAUCAGUAUCUAUGAGGCCAGAAGGAAGGGUUACCUGAGACCAGGGACAUCCCUCAUUCUUCUGGAGGCCCAGGCAGCCACAGGUUUUAUCAUCGACCCAAAGGAGAACAAGAGAUAUUCUGUGGAAGAUGCCCUGCGGGCCAAUAUCAUCGGACCUGAUGUUUAUGAAAAACUACUGUCAGCGGAGAGAGCGGUGACAGGUUACAUGGACCCAUACACGGGAGACAGGCUUUCCUUGUUCCAGGCCAUGAACAAAGACCUCAUUGUUAGGAACCAUGGCAUCCGCUUACUGGAGGCCCAGAUAGCCACAGGUGGCAUCAUCGAUCCUGUGCAUAGCCACCGGGUCCCUGUAGAGGUGGCCUACAAGCGUGGCUACUUUGACCGGACAAUGAAUCUGAUCUUAUCUGACCCCUCCGAUGAUACCAGGGGCUUCUUUGAUCCCAACACACAUGAGAACCUCACCUACCUGCAGCUGCUGGAAAAGUGUGUGACGGAGCCAGUCACUGGUCUUUCCCUCUUGCCACUCAACAGCCGAAAGCCUCAGCUGGUGAGUGAAGCCACCCGCCAGGCUUUCCAGAACUCCUUCCUGAUGGUGAAAUAUGGCAGGUUCAAAGGCCAACAGAUCUCUGUAUGGGAGCUGAUCAACUCUGAGUACUUCAGUGAGGGCCAGAGGAGGGAGAUUCUGACCCACUACAGGCUGAAGAAGAUAACCUUGGAGCAAAUUGUGCAGAGAUUAAAAGAAGAGAUGAAAAAGUGGGCAGGCAUCACUCUACCAACCCUCCGGGGUUGUGUCACUGCCUAUCAGCUCCUGGAGUCUCACAUCAUUGACCAUGUCCUCCUAGAGAAGGUGCUGGAGGGAAGGGUGAGUCCUCAGGAGCUCUUGAAAAUGGAGUCAGUCCGCAAGUAUCUGCAUGGCUCAGGCACCAUUGGGGGAGUCCUCCUGCAGCCUUCUAACCAGAAGCUUAGUUUUUAUGAAGCCAUGAAGCAGAAAUUAUUGGGACCUAGUGUGGCCCUUCCUCUCCUUGAAGCCCAGGCUGCCACUGGUUCCAUCAUUGACCCUGUGAGCAAUGAGAAGCUAUCUGUGGAUGAUGCUGUAAGAAAGGGAUUGGUGGGGCCAGAGCUCCAUGAGAAGCUCCAUUAUGCUGAGGAAGCAGUGACAGGCUUCAUGGACCCCUUUACAGGCAAGAAGGUUUCCCUUUUCCAAGCAAUGAAAAAGGGUCUAGUCCCUUCCCAGCAGGCCAUGCAGCUCCUAGAAGCCCAGGUAGCUACCGGAGGUAUCAUUGAUCCAAACAGCCACCACCAUGUCCCUAUGGAAGUGGCCACCCAGCGAGGUUACAUUGAUGAGGAGAUGGAGAAGACUCUUUCUGGAGCCUCCCCUGCCACCAUGCAGACAUUCUCUACAGUGGAUGGGAGUGAGAACAUCAGCUAUGCCCAGCUUAUAGAGCACUGUCAGCAAGAUGAGGCUUCUGGAUGUCAUCUGCUACCCCUGCCCCAAAGAGCUGCCCCGAUCCCCACAGAUGAACAAAUCCAACAGGUCUUCCAGGGCACACUGGUGACAGAGAAGGCUAUUUCCCUCUGGGACCUGCUGUAUUCUGGGCACUUCACUGAGGAUCAAAGGGCAGCCUUCUUGGAAGACUUCCGGCUGGGGCGGAUGACAAUACAAGAAAUUGUAGCUGCCGCUCUGAAGCAGGUAAGAGAGUCAGAACUGCAAGCUCAGACCCAUAUCAUGCUACAAGGCCUACGGGGGGAUGUCCCUGCUGUCUGGAUGCUGGACACAGGAAUCAUUGACCUGGAGACACUGGAGGGACUGGUUCAAGGGACACAGUCACCAACUGAGGUUGCCCAGAGGCCAGAGGUGAAAAAGUACUUACAAGGAACAGGAUGCAUUGCUGGGGUCCAGGUGGAGGGCUCCAAAGCCAAGAUGAGCAUCUACCAGGCUAUGAAAAGCAACUUGCUUCCCCCUGGCCUGGGGCUGAGGCUGUUGGAAGCCCAGCUGGCUGCAGGCUCACUUGUCAACCCACAGAACAACCAGAAAUUGUCUGUGGAAGAUGCAAUCAAGACUGGCGUGAUUGGAGGAGAGCUGAGUGAGCAGCUCAUUCAAGCAGAGCGAGCAGUGACUGGUUACAGUGAUCCAUACACAGGCAGCACCAUCUCUGUUUGGCAAGCCAUGGGCAAGGGGCUAAUUGACCAAAGCGAAGCCUUCCUCCUUCUGCAAGUACAGUUGGCUACCGGGGGCAUUGUAGACCCUAUUCAUCACUUGCAUCUACCCAUGCCAGCUGCCUACAAGCUUGGCUUCAUAGAUGAAGAGACAGCACAGGUUUUAACCAAGAACACUGGAGAUAAGAAAUUUUUUUUUGACCCCAACACUCGGGACGAGGUGACAUACCAAGAGUUAAAGGACAGGUGCAUCUUGGACUCUGAGACAAAUCUAUGGCUGCUCCCACUUUCCCGGAGUGUGGCGUUGGAUGUAGAUGACCACACCAUCAUGGCUCUGAAAGCCAUGACAGUUCCUGUCAAAGUGGGGAGGUUCAAAGGCCAAACUGUGUCACUGUGGGACCUGCUCCACUCUGAGUACGUUAGUGCUGACAAGCAGAAGGAAUUGGUAGAACUGGGUCGUUCAGGGAGGGCUGCAGCCCUACGCCAGGUGGUCACAGAUGUCACCACUCUUAUUGAGGAGACAGAGGAGAGGGCCAGGAAGAUCACAUUCCCUGGCCUCAGGAAGCAGGUGUCAGCUAAUGACCUGUUCAAAUCCCAUCUGAUUGACAAGAAAACACUGGAUGACCUGAACCAGGGGAUAAAAACAGUGUAUGAAGUGACCAAAAUGGAUGGUGUGAAACAGUUCCUGGAGGGGGUCAACUUCAUAGCUGGAGUCUUCAUUCAGGGCACAAAAGACAGGCUGAGCAUCUAUGAUGCCAUGCAGAGGGGCAUAUUGAGGCCAGGCACAGCUCUGGUGCUGCUAGAGGCCCAGGCUGCCACUGGUUUCAUCAUUGACCCUGUAGAGAACAAGAAGAUGUCUGUAGAGCAAGCAUUCUCAGUGGGACUCAUUGGAAGGGAAGUAUAUGAGAAACUUCUGAGUGCCGAGAAAGCUGUCACUGGCUACAUGGACCCCUACACCAACAAACAAAUUUCCCUCUUUGAAGCCAUGAACAAAGGACUCAUCUUGAAGUGUCAUGCCAUCCGCCUCUUAGAGGCCCAGAUUGCUACGGGCGGCAUCAUUGAUCCAGUGCAUAGCCACCGAGUGCCUGUGGAGGUGGCCUACCAACGUGGCUACUUUGAUGAAGAGAUGAACCAGAUCCUGUCUGACCCUUCAGAUGACACCAAGGGCUUCUUUGACCCCAACACCCAUGAGAACCUCACAUAUCUGCAGCUGUUGGAAAGGUGUAUUCAAGAGCCAGACACGGGGCUCUAUAUGUUGCAAAUAGUACAGAAAGGAGAGAGCUAUGUUUUCAUUGAUGAGGCCACAAAACAGCUGCUGCGAUCCAGGACCACCAAAGUGUCCAUUGGAAAGUUUGCCAAUCAAAUCGUUUCCAUCUGGGACCUGCUUUCGUCUCAGUAUUUCACAUGGCAAAGAAAGAGAGACCUGGUCAGACAGUUCAAAUCGAAGACUGUGCACCUAGAGCAACUCUUAGAAAUCAUCAUGAACACCAUUGAGGAAACUGAAAAACAGAACCAAACCAUUAAGGUGAAAGGACCCUGUGGAGACGUGACAGCUGCAGAGCUCUUCAAUUCUGGGAUCAUCGAUGAGAAAAUUCUUGCUGAUCUUCCAAAGGGAAAACAGGCAGCAGAAAAACUUAGCCAGAUGGAAUCAGUGAAAAGAUACAUAGACGGGACGGGCUGCAUUGCUGGGUUGAUAAUACCAUCUACAAAGGAAAAAAUGAGUGUCUAUGAGGCCAUGAAGAGAAAAGUGAUCCCCAGGGCAAUUGGGAUGCAGCUUCUACAAGCACAGGCUGCCACUGGUUUCAUCAUUAACCCUGUGAAAAACCAAAGAGUGUCUGUGAAUGAAGCGGUGGCUCUAGGUCUCAUAGGUAGGGAGGUACAGGAAGAUCUGCAAGAUGCAGAGAAAGCUGUGUCUGGCUACCUCGACGCAGGCACAGGUGAGAAGAUCUCCCUCUACAAGGCCAUGAAGAAAGGUAUGAUAGAAAAAGAGGAAGCAAUGAGGAUGCUGGAGGCACAGGUGGCCACAGGGGGUGUCAUUGACCCGAGAUAUGGCCACCGUCUCCCUGAAGAGGUGGCCUGUCAAAGAGACUGCUUGGAUUCUGAAACAUUCAGCCUCCUAUCAAACACAAGGCAUGGGAGUAAAAGAUUCCAGGAUCCUAAUACACACGAAAAGAUGAAUUAUGCAGAAUUAUAUUCAAGGUGCAUAAAAGACCGAGAAACAGGCUUGGCUUUGCUUCCCAUAGUCAAGAAUAAAAAGGAUUACAAGCACAUAGAUGAAGCCACUGAGAAGGCGCUCAAAGCAGAAGUGGUGAUGGUAACAAAGGGAAGAUAUAAAGGGAGAAAAAUGUCAGUGUGGGACCUACUCUGUUCUGAAUAUGUCACUGAAGAAAAGAAACAGGAGCUAGUAAGCAAAUACAGACAGGACACAUCGAAAGCAUUAGAAAGUAUUGUAAAAAUUAUAUGGGAAUUAAUUGAAGAAAAAGAAAAGAAAAGAAAGGAGGUAUGGUUCCAAGGAUUAAGAAGACAAGUAACAGCAAAUGAACUUUUCAAAGCAGAUAUCAUUAAUAAAAAUACAUUGGAAGAACUGCAGGAUGGAAGAAAAAAAGUCUCAGAAAUUGCAUUAAAAGAAACAGUAAAAAAGUACCUGGAGGGGACCAGCUGCAUCGCGGGCGUGCUGGUGCCGUCCAAGGCGGAUCCGGCGCAGCAGGAGAAGAUGAGCAUCUACCAGGCCAUGUGGAAGGGCAUCCUGAGGCCCGGCACGGCGCUGGUGCUGCUGGAGGCCCAGGCCGCCACCGGCUUCGUCAUCGACCCGCUGCGCAACCAGAAGCUGUCCGUGGAAGAGGCCGUGGCCGCUGGCGUGGUGGGAGGCGAGAUCCAGGAGAAGCUGCUGUCCGCGGAGAAGGCCGUCACCGGCUACUGCGACCCGUACACGGGAGAGCGGAUCUCCCUCUUCCAGGCCAUGAAGAGGGACCUCAUCGUCAGGGACCACGGCGUGAGGUUGCUGGAGGCCCAGAUCGCCACGGGCGGCAUCAUCGACCCCGUGCACAGCCACCGAGUGCCCGUGGACGUGGCCUUCCAGCGAGGCUACUUUGACGAGGACAUGAGCCAGGUCCUGUCCGACCCCUCCGACGACACCAAGGGCUUCUUUGACCCCAACACGCACGAGAACCUCACCUACAUGCAGCUGAUGCACAGGUGCGUCCGGGACCCCGACACCGGCCUCUACAUGUUGCAGCUGGCCGACAAGGGCUCCGCCGUGUCCCAGCUGAGCGAGCAGAUGCGGCGCAGCCUGAAGGAGGCCACGGUCACCGUCCACGGGGGCCUCUUCAGCGGCCAGACCGUGUCCGUGUGGGAGCUGCUGUUCUGCAGGGACGUGCCCGAGAGCAAGAGGAAGGCGCUGCUGAGGAAGUACCGAGCGGGCACCCUGUCCAUCCAGGAGCUCACCAGCACCCUCACCACCCUGGUGAUCGAGGCCGGGGACGGCAGAGGCCCUGGAGCCACCACUCUCGGCUCGGACAGGCACGCCUCCUCCCGAGAGGGCCUGGGUCCACGGGGCCCGCUGCAGGCCGCCACCAUGGAGGUGAAAGUGGGCCACUGGAGGGGGCGCAAGGUCUCCGUGUGGGACGUCCUGGUGUCCACCUACGUGACCGAGGGUGUCCGGGAGGACCUCCUGGCCCAGUACGACGCGGGGGCCCUGCCCCUGCCAGCCCUGACCCGCAGGCUCACCACCAUCAUCGAGGAGGCAGAGGGGGCGCUGGAGGAGAGCGAAGCCCGUCCGGACGGGGGUCGGCGGAGGGAAGCCCAGGGGGGCCCACGGGGGCCGGAUCCCGACGAGGGGAACGCCCGCCGCCACCGCCGUGAAGAAGCUCUUGGCGUCCUGAGGACCGCCACCAUGGAGGUGAAAGUCGGGCAGCUCAGGGGGCAGAAGGUUCCCGUGAAGGACGUGCUCUUCUCCAGCUACCUGAGCGAGGACAGGAGGGAAGAGUUCUUGGCCCAGUACGCCUCUGGCGCCAUGACCCUGGAGACCCUCAUCGCCACCCUCACCACCAUCAUCGAGGAGUCGGAGGAGAAGCUGAGCAAGGUGUCCUUCCCGGGCCUGAGGAGGAGAGUGACGGUCCAGGAGCUGACCAAGUCCCACAUCCUGAGCCCGGACACCCUGCGGGACCUGGCCCAGGGCACCAAGAGCGUGCAGGAAGUCAAGGAGAUGGUCUCGGUCAAGAGGUACCUGGAGGGGACCAGCUGCAUCGCGGGCGUGCUGGUGCCGUCCAAGGCGGACCCGGCGCAGCAGGAGAAGAUGAGCAUCUACCAGGCCAUGUGGAAGGGCAUCCUGAGGCCCGGCACGGCGCUGGUGCUGCUGGAGGCCCAGGCCGCCACCGGCUUCGUCAUCGACCCGCUGCGCAACCAGAAGCUGUCCGUGGAAGAGGCCGUGGCCGCUGGCGUGGUGGGAGGCGAGAUCCAGGAGAAGCUGCUGUCCGCGGAGAAGGCCGUCACCGGCUACUGCGACCCGUACACGGGAGAGCGGAUCUCCCUCUUCCAGGCCAUGAAGAGGGACCUCAUCGUCAGGGACCACGGCGUGAGGUUGCUGGAGGCCCAGAUCGCCACGGGCGGCAUCAUCGACCCCGUGCACAGCCACCGAGUGCCCGUGGACGUGGCCUUCCAGCGAGGCUACUUUGACGAGGACAUGAGCCAGGUCCUGUCCGACCCCUCCGACGACACCAAGGGCUUCUUUGACCCCAACACGCACGAGAACCUCACCUACAUGCAGCUGAUGCACAGGUGCGUCCGGGACCCCGACACCGGCCUCUACAUGUUGCAGCUGGCCGACAAGGGCUCCGCCGUGUCCCAGCUGAGCGAGCAGAUGCGGCGCAGCCUGAAGGAGGCCACGGUCACCGUCCACGGGGGCCUCUUCAGCGGCCAGACCGUGUCCGUGUGGGAGCUGCUGUUCUGCAGGGACGUGCCCGAGAGCAAGAGGCAGGUGCUGCUGAGGAAGUACCGAGCGGGCACCCUGUCCAUCCAGGAGCUCACCAGCACCCUCACCACCCUGGUGAUCGAGGCCGGGGACGGCAGAGGCCCUGGAGCCACCACUCUCGGCUCGGACAGGCACGCCUCCUCCCGAGAGGACCUGGGUCCACGGGGCCCGCUGCAGGCCGCCACCAUGGAGGUGAAAGUGGGCCACUGGAGGGGGCGCAAGGUCUCCGUGUGGGACGUCCUGGUGUCCACCUACGUGACCGAGGGUGUCCGGGAGGACCUCCUGGCCCAGUACGACGCGGGGGCCCUGCCCCUGCCAGCCCUGACCCGCAGGCUCACCACCAUCAUCGAGGAGGCAGAGGGGGCGCUGGAGGAGAGCGAAGCCCGUCCGGACGGGGGUCGGCGGAGGGAAGCCCAGGGGGGCCCACGGGGGCCGGAUCCCGACGAGGGGAACGCCCGCCGCCACCGCCGUGAAGAAGCUCUUGGCGUCCUGAGGACCGCCACCAUGGAGGUGAAAGUCGGGCAGCUCAGGGGGCAGAAGGUUCCCGUGAAGGACGUGCUCUUCUCCAGCUACCUGAGCGAGGACAAGAGGGAAGAGUUCUUGGCCCAGUACGCCUCUGGCGCCAUGACCCUGGAGACCCUCAUCGCCACCCUCACCACCAUCAUCGAGGAGUCGGAGGAGAAGCUGAGCAAGGUGUCCUUCCCGGGCCUGAGGAGGAGAGUGACGGUCCAGGAGCUGACCAAGUCCCACAUCCUGAGCCCGGACACCCUGCGGGACCUGGCCCAGGGCACCAAGAGCGUGCAGGAAGUCAAGGAGAUGGUCUCGGUCAAGAGGUACCUGGAGGGGACCAGCUGCAUCGCGGGCGUGCUGGUGCCGUCCAAGGCGGACCCGGCGCAGCAGGAGAAGAUGAGCAUCUACCAGGCCAUGUGGAAGGGCAUCCUGAGGCCCGGCACGGCGCUGGUGCUGCUGGAGGCCCAGGCCGCCACCGGCUUCGUCAUCGACCCGCUGCGCAACCAGAAGCUGUCCGUGGAAGAGGCCGUGGCCGCUGGCGUGGUGGGAGGCGAGAUCCAGGAGAAGCUGCUGUCCGCGGAGAAGGCCGUCACCGGCUACUGCGACCCGUACACGGGAGAGCGGAUCUCCCUCUUCCAGGCCAUGAAGAGGGACCUCAUCGUCAGGGACCACGGCGUGAGGUUGCUGGAGGCCCAGAUCGCCACGGGCGGCAUCAUCGACCCCGUGCACAGCCACCGAGUGCCCGUGGACGUGGCCUUCCAGCGAGGCUACUUUGACGAGGACAUGAGCCAGGUCCUGUCCGACCCCUCCGACGACACCAAGGGCUUCUUUGACCCCAACACGCACGAGAACCUCACCUACAUGCAGCUGAUGCACAGGUGCGUCCGGGACCCCGACACCGGCCUCUACAUGUUGCAGCUGGCCGACAAGGGCUCCGCCGUGUCCCAGCUGAGCGAGCAGAUGCGGCGCAGCCUGAAGGAGGCCACGGUCACCGUCCACGGGGGCCUCUUCAGCGGCCAGACCGUGUCCGUGUGGGAGCUGCUGUUCUGCAGGGACGUGCCCGAGAGCAAGAGGCAGGCGCUGCUGAGGAAGUACCGAGCGGGCACCCUGUCCAUCCAGGAGCUCACCAGCACCCUCACCACCCUGGUGAUCGAGGCCAGGGACGGCAGAGGCCCUGGAGCCACCGCUCUCGGCUCGGACAGGCACGCCUCCUCCGGAGAGGGCCGGGAUCCACGGGGCCCGCUGCAGGCCGCCACCAUGGAGGUGAAAGUGGGCCACUGGAGGGGGCGCAAGGUCUCCGUGUGGGACGUCCUGGUGUCCACCUACGUGACCGAGGGUGUCCGGGAGGACCUCCUGGCCCAGUACGACGCGGGGGCCCUGCCCCUGCCAGCCCUGACCCGCAGGCUCACCACCAUCAUCGAGGAGGCAGAGGGGGCGCUGGAGGAGAGCGAAGCCCGUCCGGACGGGGGUCGGCGGAGGGAAGCCCAGGGGGGCCCACGGGGGCCGGAUCCCGACGAGGGGAACGCCCGCCGCCACCGCCGUGAAGAAGCUCUUGGCGUCCUGAGGACCGCCACCAUGGAGGUGAAAGUCGGGCAGCUCAGGGGGCAGAAGGUUCCCGUGAAGGACGUGCUCUUCUCCAGCUACCUGAGCGAGGACAGGAGGGAAGAGUUCUUGGCCCAGUACGCCUCUGGCGCCAUGACCCUGGAGACCCUCAUCGCCACCCUCACCACCAUCAUCGAGGAGUCGGAGGAGAAGCUGAGCAAGGUGUCCUUCCCGGGCCUGAGGAGGAGAGUGACGGUCCAGGAGCUGACCAAGUCCCACAUCCUGAGCCCGGACACCCUGCGGGACCUGGCCCAGGGCACCAAGAGCGUGCAGGAAGUCAAGGAGAUGGUCUCGGUCAAGAGGUACCUGGAGGGGACCAGCUGCAUCGCGGGCGUGCUGGUGCCGUCCAAGGCGGACCCGGCGCAGCAGGAGAAGAUGAGCAUCUACCAGGCCAUGUGGAAGGGCAUCCUGAGGCCCGGCACGGCGCUGGUGCUGCUGGAGGCCCAGGCCGCCACCGGCUUCGUCAUCGACCCGCUGCGCAACCAGAAGCUGUCCGUGGAAGAGGCCGUGGCCGCUGGCGUGGUGGGAGGCGAGAUCCAGGAGAAGCUGCUGUCCGCGGAGAAGGCCGUCACCGGCUACUGCGACCCGUACACGGGAGAGCGGAUCUCCCUCUUCCAGGCCAUGAAGAGGGACCUCAUCGUCAGGGACCACGGCGUGAGGUUGCUGGAGGCCCAGAUCGCCACGGGCGGCAUCAUCGACCCCGUGCACAGCCACCGAGUGCCCGUGGACGUGGCCUUCCAGCGAGGCUACUUUGACGAGGACAUGAGCCAGGUCCUGUCCGACCCCUCCGACGACACCAAGGGCUUCUUUGACCCCAACACGCACGAGAACCUCACCUACAUGCAGCUGAUGCACAGGUGCGUCCGGGACCCCGACACCGGCCUCUACAUGUUGCAGCUGGCCGACAAGGGCUCCGCCGUGUCCCAGCUGAGCGAGCAGAUGCGGCGCAGCCUGAAGGAGGCCACGGUCACCGUCCACGGGGGCCUCUUCAGCGGCCAGACCGUGUCCGUGUGGGAGCUGCUGUUCUGCAGGGACGUGCCCGAGAGCAAGAGGCAGGCGCUGCUGAGGAAGUACCGAGCGGGCACCCUGUCCAUCCAGGAGCUCACCAGCACCCUCACCACCCUGGUGAUCGAGGCCGGGGACGGCAGAGGCCCUGGAGCCACCACUCUCGGCUCGGACAGGCACGCCUCCUCCCGAGAGGGCCUGGGUCCACGGGGCCCGCUGCAGGCCGCCACCAUGGAGGUGAAAGUGGGCCACUGGAGGGGGCGCAAGGUCUCCGUGUGGGACGUCCUGGUGUCCACCUACGUGACCGAGGGUGUCCGGGAGGACCUCCUGGCCCAGUACGACGCGGGGGCCCUGCCCCUGCCAGCCCUGACCCGCAGGCUCACCACCAUCAUCGAGGAGGCAGAGGGGGCGCUGGAGGAGAGCGAAGCCCGUCCGGACGGGGGUCGGCGGAGGGAAGCCCAGGGGGGCCCACGGGGGCCGGAUCCCGACGAGGGGAACGCCCGCCGCCACCGCCGUGAAGAAGCUCUUGGCGUCCUGAGGACCGCCACCAUGGAGGUGAAAGUCGGGCAGCUCAGGGGGCAGAAGGUUCCCGUGAAGGACGUGCUCUUCUCCAGCUACCUGAGCGAGGACAGGAGGGAAGAGUUCUUGGCCCAGUACGCCUCUGGCGCCAUGACCCUGGAGACCCUCAUCGCCACCCUCACCACCAUCAUCGAGGAGUCGGAGGAGAAGCUGAGCAAGGUGUCCUUCCCGGGCCUGAGGAGGAGAGUGACGGUCCAGGAGCUGACCAAGUCCCACAUCCUGAGCCCGGACACCCUGCGGGACCUGGCCCAGGGCACCAAGAGCGUGCAGGAAGUCAAGGAGAUGGUCUCGGUCAAGAGGUACCUGGAGGGGACCAGCUGCAUCGCGGGCGUGCUGGUGCCGUCCAAGGCGGACCCGGCGCAGCAGGAGAAGAUGAGCAUCUACCAGGCCAUGUGGAAGGGCAUCCUGAGGCCCGGCACGGCGCUGGUGCUGCUGGAGGCCCAGGCCGCCACCGGCUUCGUCAUCGACCCGCUGCGCAACCAGAAGCUGUCCGUGGAAGAGGCCGUGGCCGCUGGCGUGGUGGGAGGCGAGAUCCAGGAGAAGCUGCUGUCCGCGGAGAAGGCCGUCACCGGCUACUGCGACCCGUACACGGGAGAGCGGAUCUCCCUCUUCCAGGCCAUGAAGAGGGACCUCAUCGUCAGGGACCACGGCGUGAGGUUGCUGGAGGCCCAGAUCGCCACGGGCGGCAUCAUCGACCCCGUGCACAGCCACCGAGUGCCCGUGGACGUGGCCUUCCAGCGAGGCUACUUUGACGAGGACAUGAGCCAGGUCCUGUCCGACCCCUCCGACGACACCAAGGGCUUCUUUGACCCCAACACGCACGAGAACCUCACCUACAUGCAGCUGAUGCACAGGUGCGUCCGGGACCCCGACACCGGCCUCUACAUGUUGCAGCUGGCCGACAAGGGCUCCGCCGUGUCCCAGCUGAGCGAGCAGAUGCGGCGCAGCCUGAAGGAGGCCACGGUCACCGUCCACGGGGGCCUCUUCAGCGGCCAGACCGUGUCCGUGUGGGAGCUGCUGUUCUGCAGGGACGUGCCCGAGAGCAAGAGGAAGGCGCUGCUGAGGAAGUACCGAGCGGGCACCCUGUCCAUCCAGGAGCUCACCAGCACCCUCACCACCCUGGUGAUCGAGGCCGGGGACGGCAGAGGCCCUGGAGCCACCACUCUCGGCUCGGACAGGCACGCCUCCUCCCGAGAGGGCCUGGGUCCACGGGGCCCGCUGCAGGCCGCCACCAUGGAGGUGAAAGUGGGCCACUGGAGGGGGCGCAAGGUCUCCGUGUGGGACGUCCUGGUGUCCACCUACGUGACCGAGGGUGUCCGGGAGGACCUCCUGGCCCAGUACGACGCGGGGGCCCUGCCCCUGCCAGCCCUGACCCGCAGGCUCACCACCAUCAUCGAGGAGGCAGAGGGGGCGCUGGAGGAGAGCGAAGCCCGUCCGGACGGGGGUCGGCGGAGGGAAGCCCAGGGGGGCCCACGGGGGCCGGAUCCCGACGAGGGGAACGCCCGCCGCCACCGCCGUGAAGAAGCUCUUGGCGUCCUGAGGACCGCCACCAUGGAGGUGAAAGUCGGGCAGCUCAGGGGGCAGAAGGUUCCCGUGAAGGACGUGCUCUUCUCCAGCUACCUGAGCGAGGACAGGAGGGAAGAGUUCUUGGCCCAGUACGCCUCUGGCGCCAUGACCCUGGAGACCCUCAUCGCCACCCUCACCACCAUCAUCGAGGAGUCGGAGGAGAAGCUGAGCAAGGUGUCCUUCCCGGGCCUGAGGAGGAGAGUGACGGUCCAGGAGCUGACCAAGUCCCACAUCCUGAGCCCGGACACCCUGCGGGACCUGGCCCAGGGCACCAAGAGCGUGCAGGAAGUCAAGGAGAUGGUCUCGGUCAAGAGGUACCUGGAGGGGACCAGCUGCAUCGCGGGCGUGCUGGUGCCGUCCAAGGCGGACCCGGCGCAGCAGGAGAAGAUGAGCAUCUACCAGGCCAUGUGGAAGGGCAUCCUGAGGCCCGGCACGGCGCUGGUGCUGCUGGAGGCCCAGGCCGCCACCGGCUUCGUCAUCGACCCGCUGCGCAACCAGAAGCUGUCCGUGGAAGAGGCCGUGGCCGCUGGCGUGGUGGGAGGCGAGAUCCAGGAGAAGCUGCUGUCCGCGGAGAAGGCCGUCACCGGCUACUGCGACCCGUACACGGGAGAGCGGAUCUCCCUCUUCCAGGCCAUGAAGAGGGACCUCAUCGUCAGGGACCACGGCGUGAGGUUGCUGGAGGCCCAGAUCGCCACGGGCGGCAUCAUCGACCCCGUGCACAGCCACCGAGUGCCCGUGGACGUGGCCUUCCAGCGAGGCUACUUUGACGAGGACAUGAGCCAGGUCCUGUCCGACCCCUCCGACGACACCAAGGGCUUCUUUGACCCCAACACGCACGAGAACCUCACCUACAUGCAACUCCUUCAAAGAUGUACCUUGGACCCUGACAGUGGUCUUUUAUUUCUUUCCCUUAAGUAAUGUUCAUUCUCUUUUAUUUUAUUGAUUUUAGUUUUAUUUUUUCCAUGUAAUUUUCUCUAUUUUUCCUCAAUAUCUUUCCCCUUUCCUCCCAUUUUUGUAUUGAUUGUUUUUUUUCUACGUCACUUUUUUAUUGUUUUAUUGCCUGUUUCCCACAUAUCUGUGUAUAUAUUUAUUAAUAUAAUACUUAUAGAUCUGCUAUUUCACAUUUUGUUUUCAUCUUUUUUCUCUACAUUUAUUUUCAUUCAAUUAGUUUUCCCUUUAUAAUUCACAUCCUAAUGGAACCAUAACCUUAAAUUCUGCAGUCGCAGUCAUAAAUCUUCGUAUGAACCUCUUCUUUUACAGGGUCUUCCACUGUUUCCUAAAUGAGGUGACAUCCGCAGGUGCCAGUUAAUUUUGUCUUCUACUCUUAAUUCUGUUGACCUUCAUUGAGAUUAUUCCAAUUCUUUAUGUGGAUAAAAUGUAAAAACGAUUCUGCUUUCAUUCCCUAGACUAGUUAUGACCCAAAUGGUACAUUUUUUCUUUCUUCUUUCGCUUCUCAACAAAUUUCAGUCCUCUUUAAUAGGAGGAAAAGGAAUUGAUGAGGAGAUAUAAAUUGUGAUCCCAGCUGCGACAUUUCAUUUUUCAUUCCCUAUUUUCAUAUGUUUUCUUUUUAAUAUUAUUUGACCAAUCAUGAUUCUGUUUAUAAUUUAAUUCCUUUGAAGGAUGUCACAUUGCUUUGGUAAUUUGUUAAAAUACCAAUAGGUUUUGCCUUCAUUAGGCAUGCUUUGGUCCUGUCCAGUGUUGAGGGAUGCAGUGAAUAAUUUUGCAAUCCAGGUGUUUUGAUUAGAAGAUUUGUUGGUCUGGGAGUGACUCUAAUGCCUUUUGGGAAAUAGUAAAAGCUUUGAAUAUCACUGUAUCUCAAUUCCUAUUGAAUGUGAGAUAGACUCUCAGGUUUUCAAUGUCAAAGUCAGAAAUACUUAUCAUCAUAAUGUAUAUGUUUAUGUAUUUUCUCCCUAAGAUCAAAUGUCUUAUUUUGGUGUAAAUUUGAGUGAUCAUAGUGAAUUGGUACCUCUGGGUAUUUGCUGGUUUCCCUACUAUUGAACAGGAAAUGCUCCCUAAAUAGGUAAAUUUGUGGUCAAUCAAAACUCACACUAGAGGUAUGAAAGGGUAUCUAUUUAUAAAAGUUAUAUAUCUGAUACCAAAUAUAUUGAGAUUUAGUUUGGGGAAGCAUUUGGUUGGCUAUUUGUCUUCGAAAAAUGAAGGAACAGAAACGAUUGAUCUGGCACCUAGAUCCUUCUAAUUUUGGAGUUCUUCUAAGCCUGUAAAGCCCCGUCAACUGGAAUUCAAGUCAAUGAUAAAAAUUUAGCCAGGUGGUCAGGUUUUUUGGUUCUUCCUUAUAUGCAAAGAAAUGGGACUCUGCUCUUCUAUUCUUUGAUGUUAUUUUUCUCACCUUCCAGAAUCUUUCUCUUUGUGUUGCUCUUGGGAGUUUGAAGUAUUAAAAAUUUAGCUCAAAUA
Molecule: messenger RNA, 16966 nt
Organism: Monodelphis domestica (gray short-tailed opossum)
Lineage: Eukaryota; Metazoa; Chordata; Mammalia; Didelphimorphia; Didelphidae
Gene: EPPK1
Product: epiplakin 1
Biological process (GO): wound healing; intermediate filament bundle assembly
Cellular component (GO): cell junction; keratin filament; cytoskeleton
Molecular function (GO): keratin filament binding; structural molecule activity
Source: RefSeq, a predicted model, not a curated record